CUUUUGGACUUUCUGUUCUUCCUUUUAAGACUUUUCUUGAUUUUCAUUUGAUAAAAGAAAGUUCUUGUGGGUUUAUGCCUACCGGGUUGCGGCGGAAAAUUGGGUUUGUAACUUUCUACCAAAAAAUAGAUUGACCCGGCAAUUUCAUACUACUAUGUUAAGUCUUCCACUUUCACAUUCUGAUUUAUUUAAUGUUGGAAAGUCCAAUGGCUUGCUUUGAUGAAACCAGGCAACAGCAAUCACGCCAACUAAUAAUAAAUGCUUGGUUUGGAAGAAGGGAUGGGUUUGGUUUGGUGGGCGUAGAUCUCAUUUUCUCUUGGUUUUGCUGUGUCCAAGUUUGGACCUUGGAAUUCAGUGCACAUGCCAAUCAUCCCUUUUGCUAUCUCCCUCCCUCUCUCUCUCUCUUCCAUUUUCCUGGAAGUAGACUAACUAGGCAGCUUAUUAGCUUCUUUUCACAUGUAGCGCCAAGAACCAAAAAUCUUAUUCUAAUCAGAAAAUUAUGCGCCACCGAAUUUAGAAGUUGGGAAGUGGGAAAGUGAGAACAAUUACCAGCUAACUAACAACAAGCAACAAAAGGGGUAGGAGAAGGACCCCUCCAUCAUCCCUGUUUUUUUCCUUUUGUUUUUCUAUUUGUUCUUGUUUGUAUUUAUCUGGGCUUUGUUUUUAUCACUUCGAUAUUUUUCCUGUCUGAACUGGACAAUGUGAACUUUGGUGUUUCUUGUCUCAAAGACCACAUUUUUACUGCAACGAUAACUGCAUUGUAUUGAGGAAGGAAAAGGGUGAACAGGGCUGGUUGGGGGGGAUUUAGAGAAAGAGAAAGGGGAAGAUGUUCAAGUUGCAGAGACCAAACUCCAAGUCAACUAAAUCAGGAGAAAGGGUUGAUUUCAAGUUCUCCAGUUUCCAAGCUCUUCAGGUGCCAAAGGGAUGGGACAGGCUUUUUUUAUCCAUGAUAUCUGCAGAAUCUGGGAAGACAGUAGCAAAGUUGGGCAAGGCAUUGGUGCGUAGCGGAAAUUGUCAAUGGACAGAAACUAUUUCUGAAUCUGUGUGGGUAUCAAAAGAGUCUGAAGAAUGUAUCUUCAAGUUUGUUGUUUCCAUGGGUUCAUCCAGAGCUGGCAUCUUAGGAGAAGCAACAAUCAAUAUGGCAUCGUAUACUAGUUCGAAGAUGUCUUCUUCUCCUGUUUUAUUACCCUUGAAAAAAUGCAGCCAUGGGACUGUAUUGCAGGUCAAAAUCCAAUGCUUAACUCCUAGAGCCAAUAUCAGUGAGCAAGAUAGAGGCGAGGAUGUAGAUCAUCAUGGCUACAAUGCCAAUAGAACAGGCGCAGCUCAUACUUCUCUUCUUCAUGGUGCUAAAUUAUCUUCAAGUAGAGCUCCAGGCUUAGUAUCUCACCAAGAAGACAACAAGAACAAGGAACUAAGUUAUUCAAGUAGUGACUCAAAUUCCAUAUCGGACCUGGACCGGGACUCUAGGAAAACAGAGAAGGAUCUUAGUAGCACUCCUCAAAGACACUUUGGAGCUAGCUCAAAGAUUGAUUCAGCUCAAGAUAACUAUCCCUUUGAUGAUUCUUCUUUUUCCAGCCAGUCAUCUCGUAAGUCAAGUUCAAGAAAUCCAAUGUUGGAUUCACGGAUUAGUGGAAAAGAGUCUGGAGUAGCAUCUCCAAAUAAUCAUGGGUCUAAACAUCUCUUAGAAGCUGCUGGAAGUACUAUCGAGGAACUUCGUGCGGAGGCCAAAAUGUGGGAAAGAAAUGCCAGGAAGCUGAUGGUUGAUUUGGACUCAUUGAGAAGUGAAUUCUUAGACCAGUCAAAAAAACAAGCUGACUUAGUAAUGGAACUUUCUGCAGCAUAUACAGAACAAGGAGGUCUGAAGAAAGAAGUUGAACAAUUGAAACUCAUGUUGGAGGAUGCAACUCAAAAACAGAGAAGUAUGGAAGAUUCAACUUUUCAAACUGAAGGACUCACACCAAUUCAGAAAGAAUUAGAAAGUGAGAUAAAAUAUCAGCAACAAGCUAAUGCUAACCUAUCCCUGCAACUUCAGAGAAGCCAAGAGUCAAAUAUUGAGCUGGUUUCAAUUCUUCAGGAGCUGGAACAGACCAUAGAGCAACAGAAAGCUGAGAUCGAAAAUCUUUCUGCACUACAAUUGAAGGAUACUGAAAUCAACAGUUCUUCUGAAAACACUUUGAUGGAGAAUAAAGAUGUAUUGAUUCAGCUUCAACAACUUCAGGAUUCAGAGAAGGCAUUGAAGACCAAUGUACAGCAUCUUGAAAAGGCAUUGCAUGAGAAAAUGAAUGAGCUGGAAAAAGAGCGGAAAUUGAAUAGCCAGUCCCUUUUAGAUAUUGAGAGAGACUAUAAAUUUCAGUUGUGUGUAAAAGACGAAGAAAUAGCCAAAUUACAAGCAAAGGGGCAAAGUUCUAUGGUUGGAGUAUGCUCUGAGGACUCAGCACAGGUUGAUGGAAGAAAUUUGGAUUUGAUCAAAGAAAUUGAAAUCUUAAAGGAGAAAGUGCAGGAGCUAGAGAGGGACUGCAAUGAGCUUACUGAUGAAAAUUUGGAGCUUUUAUUGAAACUUAAGGACUCAAAGAAUCAAUCUCUCGAGAAAUGUGAAUCUUUUAGUUCAGCAUCUAGUGAUCUGCCUACUAAGUCCUUCAGUGCACAAUCUGACGUAAGUGACACUGAACCCCAGGUGUAUGAUCUAGAGUUCAAGACAAAGAUGAAGGAGGCAGAGCAAUGGGCUACAUUCGAAGCUCCUGAACUGUUCUCUGAGUUACUGAACCAACUUGAGAUGGCUGUCCAUAUCCUAACAAAGCCAUUGUCUAUCCCUUCUGAUGUUAGUAAUAAGUGUGAACUUCUUCUUCAAACCUUGGUGAAUGCAAACAAGAAAGAUUCACCCAAUUUAAAAGUAUUGGGUGAAUCAAUAGCGAAGUACUUCUUUGAGCUAAACAGUCUCUUGGACGAUAGAAUAUCUGAGUUUGAGCGGAUAUUUGGCUGUAGUGAAAUUGAGAUCCAGAAGAGAGAUGAGACCAUUGCUGAAGCUCAAACGAAUCUGGAAGAUCAUGUUCUGAAGGUUCAACAGCUUGAGAGUUCCAAGGCUGAACUUGAAGCUGAUUUUCAAAAUCUGCAGAAGAGACUGUCUCAAGUGGAAUCAGAAACAGGAAAGUUAUUGCAUGAUCUGGGGGUAAGGGAUGAGCAGAAUGGCAUUCUAAUAUCUGCAAAUGAACUUCUUGAAAGAAAAUCAGCUGGGCUAGAAGUGGCAAAACAGGAAUUAGAGAGCAAAUUAGUACAGUUGGAAGAGGAAAAUUUGCUGCUGCAAGGAAACAUAACUGGUAUGGAUAACCUAAAUGAAAACAUGCAAGUUAUGCAAGCUCAACUAUUGGAGGCUCAAAGAUACUCUGACUGUCUGAGUGCAGAAAAUCAGGACUUGCAAGAAUCUGUUGUCAGACUUACUGAAGAGCGCGACAGUCUCAAGAAGUUGAAUGAAGAAUUGCUGAGAAAAGAGUGGGAACUUCUUGAACAUUGUGAAAAGAUGAAGGCUCGUUUAGAAAGGACAGAAACUGCUUUCUUUGAUAGUUCAAAAAAAGUUGAGGCUCUAGAAGAAAAUCUUAAUUCAACUCUUGAAGCUUUUUCAUUGAAAGAGAAAAGUCUAAAAUCUGAAUUAGAAAACCUUCUUCAGCAGCACAAAGUAACUGCAAAUCAGAUGCAUUUGGAGACAUUAACUGAAGUUGAAAACCUUCAGGAGGAGGUUGACAGACUGACAAAGGAAAUCACUGUAGUGCAUUCGGAAAAAGAAAGACUAGAGUCUGAAAUUUCCAUUCUGCUUGCGGAUAAAGAAAAGUUGGAAUCUGCAGUUACAGAAGCUCAGUCAAAAUUGGAGACAGCUGAACAUGAGAUCAAUACAUUAAGAGCUGAAUCUGAAUUGCAGGUGCAAAGCAUGACAAGUGACCUCACUGCUUCCAAACAGAGUCAUGAGACAGUAAUGGCUAACAAUGAAAAAAUGAUGAAACAACUGGCGACUUACAGGGCAACAGAAGAAAAGUUGAAGACGGCUGUGAACAACCUUGAAUUGAAGCUUACUGUUACAGAAUACGAAAAUCAACAACUCCGUGAAGAGAAUGCCAGUAAGAAAUUUCAAUUGCAAAAUGUAAGUGACAUUCAGGAUGAAGUCAUAGUUCUGAAAAACAAAGUUGAAGAGUACAGAAUUGAGAAGGAAAAGCUGGAAGCAUCACUGGACACAAUAACUGCAGAUUAUGAAAGUCUGAAGGCUGAGAAACUUUCUUGUACCAAAAGAUUAUCAAGCUUAGAGGAAUCCAUGAUUGAGCAUGAGAACUACAAACAAAAGGCAAUAUCCUUGGAAGAAAAGCUACUGCAGGUGGAAGGUGAUUUAUUUGCAAAAGAGACCUUGUGCGUGGAGGAGAAGGCUUAUCUGGAAAAUGAACUAAGUGAAGUGAAAGAGAUGAACAAGCAAUACCAGUUAAAGAUAUAUCAACUUGAAGAGGAGAAGUCAGAGUGGUUGCAGAAAGCUCGAGCCUUGGAAGCAAAAUUAGAGAAGGAAUAUGACCUCAGCAGAAAGGUCAGUAAUAAGUAUGUUGCUGAGGUAGUAGAUACUCAUCCGGUUGAAAUGACUUAUGAGCUUGCUGAGGUUCCAGAGGCAGAAAAGAUGCACAAGAUUCAGCUGCAAAGGUAUGUGAAAAUUGCAAUCGGAUACCCUUUAGAAUACUUGAAUAACUGAAGACGUGUGCUAUGUACCCAAUUUCUGAAAGAACAAGCCUCCAUUGGUUAACCUUAGUGGAUGUCGACUUCAACAAUUUCCUCUAUAUUAAAUCCUCUAACUAGCUUUCUUGAUACUGUAGUUUUUCAUCUGAGGAGCAAAGCAGUGGUACAAUGGAUUCAAACAAAUCACUCGUAGAUGAGCACAAAAUGAUAAGAGAAAGAUUUGAGCGAACAAAAUCGUCGCUAGAGACCGAGCUAAGAGACCUUCGAGAACGCUAUUUGCAGAUGAGCCUCAAGUACGCAGAAGUAGAAGCCGAGCGGGAGGAUCUCGUGAUGAAGCUCAAGUCAGUCAAAAGUGGAAAGAGGUGGUUCGGUUAGUAAACAUAACAGAUUCCUUUCAGCCCCCAAAUACCUUUUUUUUUCUUUUUGUUAUACUCUUCAUUUUUCCAAGAAAAGGAGAGAGAUUGAAUCUUCAGAUGUAGUAUCCUUUUAGAAUAGAUGAUUGACUGGGAGGUGAAUAAACAGUGAAAAAAAAAAGGCAAUGAAUAAGUGAUCAGAGAGGGAAAAAAGCAUUUUGUAUAUACAUGUACAGUUAAUCAACCAUAUACUUACAACUCAAACACAGAAAUAGCUUAUUACUUCAAUAUCAGAAUUCAGAUUUAUUUAUUUA
This is a messenger RNA of Oldenlandia corymbosa var. corymbosa, 5368 nucleotides long. The record is from the annotation of a GenBank genome assembly. NCBI's taxonomy places the organism in Eukaryota, Viridiplantae, Streptophyta, Magnoliopsida, Gentianales, Rubiaceae.